Rhopalosiphum padi (bird cherry-oat aphid) is the source of this 864-nucleotide messenger RNA. Its product is annotated as protein CIMAP1D-like. NCBI's taxonomy places the organism in Eukaryota, Metazoa, Arthropoda, Insecta, Hemiptera, Aphididae. The transcript is spliced from 2 exons. The coding region runs from base 118 to 807 and encodes 229 amino acids. The record is from RefSeq and is a predicted model, not a curated record.
ACUAAUAUUUUAUUUACGACGGUCUGGUUACCACGGUAGUUAUUUGAUGAAUCUGUUUUUCAAAACUUUUAUUGAUAUAUCUAAUAAAAAAAAUUAAAAUACACAUACGGUUACGACAUGGCUGACGUAAAUUUUAAUAGUGGUCCUGCCUACACGCUGGGCAAGCUGCUGCCGCGGAAAGAAACUUCACUCCGAGUGCCCGGCCCCAAGUACGACCUGAGCAACUUCACACGUCACGGACCGGUCAGAGUGAUAGGAGCCUCGCUGGCGUCCAAAUUAAAAGUACCGACUACGCGUACUCCCGGGCCGGCCGCGUACAAUACGGUUCCCUGCAUGUCCGCCACAUUGCCCACAAUACCAUUGUGUUUCAUAGGGACGAGACGGGACUGUCUGAAGAAAACCACACGCACGCCGGCGCCGAACGCUUACGCCUUGUCCACUACCAUCGGCAACCAAGCGCCCGACAUGCCGUCCGCGCCCAUGUACACGAUUUCCGGGCGGCCGGCCGAACCAGGACGCGGGGGCGUCGGCAGGCGGGGAGCGGCGUGGUACUCGUCACCGGGACCGGCGCGGUACUCGGCCGUCGAGCUGGACCGUUUCAAAAACCAGACGCCCCGGCCUGUGAUGCUCGGCAGCGUCAAUCAGCGGACGCGCGGAAAACGCACGCCCGCGCCCAACGCUUACUACCCCGCCACCGACACGGCGUCCCGUUACGCCAACGCGCCGCAGUUCUCCAUCGGCGGCCGUAUAACGACCCGUGCAAAUCCGUACUACACAGCCGCCGACAAGGUACCCGACUGGGAAUGAUGUACGCGCGCGUGCGGGUCGCUAUACGCCGACGCGUAUAGCGACCUAUAUUUUUUA